This is a messenger RNA of Sinocyclocheilus grahami, 852 nucleotides long. RefSeq names its product mitochondrial ribosomal protein S15 (gene mrps15). Gene Ontology annotation, cellular component: mitochondrial small ribosomal subunit; ribosome. The record is from RefSeq and is a predicted model, not a curated record. Gene Ontology annotation, molecular function: RNA binding; structural constituent of ribosome. NCBI's taxonomy places the organism in Eukaryota, Metazoa, Chordata, Actinopteri, Cypriniformes, Cyprinidae. The transcript is spliced from 8 exons. Gene Ontology annotation, biological process: mitochondrial translation. The coding region runs from base 1 to 672 and encodes 223 amino acids.
AUGAGAGAGAGAGAAAAUCAAGGAGACGUGCAAAGUGAUGAAACCCUCCUAAACCAACCAGUGAGGCAGUAUGCUCGGCCCUCUAGAAAGAAACAAGAGUUCCCAAGUCAGCUUCAGGACCUGCAUCCAUCCUUGCUGAAGCAUGAAUAUGCAUCUGUCCCACUUGCACAAUCGGUAGAUGAUGUGGUGAAGAAACUGCUUAUGCUGGAGCUUGCAAAUCAUAGUGAAAAACUUUGUUUGAAAGAGGAACAGCUUAUUGCCAAGGUGCGGAGGGAUGAGAAUGACCGCAGCUCAACAGAAGUCAAUGUGGGGAUUUUGACAGCGCGUAUUCGCAACUUCCAGGAGCACUUGCACAAGCACCCUAAGGAUAAAGCCAACAAAAGAUGGAUGCUCAUGGCCAUCGACAGCAGGAAGAAAAAGCUGAAGUUUCUGAGAAGGACCCGUUAUGAUUCCUUCGAGAAGGUGUGUCAAGAACUUGGAAUCACAUACACGUUCCCUCCUGAAUAUUAUCGGUGGAUCACUCGACGUUGGCUGGCAAAAAAGGCCUUCUGCAAUAAGGUCUUUCAAGAAGUCCAGAAACAAAAAGCAGAGCAGAGAGAGAAACAGAGAGCAGCAGAAGCUAAGGGAAAGGAGCCAAGAUCCUAUACAGAACCACAAGGAACUGUGGCGUAGAGAUGUUCAGACAGCUGACAAGACUCGUGUACUGAAAAGUCCAGAAGAACAAUCUGAUACAUCCUCUUUUGAUUCAUACUUGGCUUUCAAAGAAAAACUAAAAAGAACCAUCAUGCUCCACAUCAAAUUAUCUGCAUGUUGUCAUUUAUUUUUCCUUUUCAAUGGUAAGUCACUCUCUGA